Messenger RNA from Arabis nemorensis, 774 nucleotides. Lineage: Eukaryota; Viridiplantae; Streptophyta; Magnoliopsida; Brassicales; Brassicaceae. The record is from the annotation of a GenBank genome assembly.
AUGCUUGUUCCCGACGGAAGGAAAACACCUCCGAUUAACAUCUUGACGGACUCCGAUGUACUUUACUACAUGUCGGCCCGUGACAACUAUCCUGAACUCUCGAUCUACGCAACAGUUGGACCUGAGGAUGUUGCAAGCUAUCAAUUUCAGUGUAGGGCUCCGUUUACUGUUAACGGAAGGUCGUACGUUGUGCCCGGAGCAGACCCAAGGGUGGAGGAAACAACACCGGAAUAUGACGCACGGGGUCCUUUAGAAGAGAUCUUCAAUGAGCAAGAAAUGCUAAUCAUCCAUAGGGUGCACAUGGAAAUGACCAUAUCCGACCCAAAUACAAAUUUGGUCGAAGACUUGACCUCAAAUAUGAUUUGUGAUGAACCACUCUCCAGAAACGAUUUCAUUGUCGUGAAUGAUGGCGAAGAUACUGAAAUGGAGACAGUUGCGGCCACAAAUGAUGGCGGAGGAAACAACACCAACUCUUCUCAGCCUGAAUAUCAAGCCUGCCACGAGUUCGGGGAUGUUGGGAUUGGCCUUCUCGGUUGUACUCAUUGUCUCAUUCCUCCAACAACUUAUGGUGGAAUAGACGAUAUUGUGGCUUUCUGGGAAGGAGUGCUGCCAGAAGGUGCCGCUCUUCCUAAGGAACCUGUUAGUGGAGGACCGAUCAACUCACCACCUCCGGAACCUCACGGUGGGCCUUACCUUAGUUUAACCUUAACAUGUGCUGAGUCAAACAACAUUUCUGGUGGCGAGAGUGAGGAUCAUGGUGGGUUAUUGCCCUGA